UAACUAUUACUUUUUGAAGAGAAGCAUCUAACUGGAUGAUAAAUCUAACGAAAAAUUUAAGCAGCAAUGGCGGUAAAAUUCCAUAUUAAAAUCAAAACAAAUGAAAAUGUAUCAAGCAAAGCAAUUUCUUGGCAUGAUUUAGCAAAUGCAAAGGAUAAGAAAUAUCAAAGCCGGGCCAAUUCCCGCAGCCAUAGCACCGGAUGCCUAUACCGUCCCGUGACCCUUCUGGCCGCUGUCCUGUUGUGCUGCAGUUACGCUGCACAAACAGGAGCACAGAGCGCAUCCGGACUGCCUUAUCCUUGCGACAGCAACAUCUAUUGCUACGGAGAUCUACUGAAGACCGUGCAGCUCGCUCGUAUUUACAGCGACUCUAAACACUUCGUUGACAUGCCUCUUGUGGAUGAGCCUGAAAUUGUACAGACUAACUUCGCUAAACUUAUGGAUGAUACAGCAGGCAACCCAUCCAAAGAACAGGUCCAGGAAUUUGUUGAGGCGAAUUUCAAUGAACCAGGAGCUGAAUUCGAGAACUGGAGUCCAGACGACUGGACGGAGAGCCCAGCGUUCCUGGCGAAUAUUUCGGACGCGCAAUACUACAAAUUUGCGACCAAUUUAGUCGCGCUUUGGAAGGAUCUUGGCCGAAAAAUUUCCCCAACUGUGGCGGAAAAUCCUGAGAAAUUUUCCCAGAUUUACGUGGAAAAACCCGUGGUUGUGCCGGGGGGACGGUUCAGAGAGUUUUAUUACUGGGACUCGUACUGGACAAUAGACGGACUGCUGCUGAGCGAGAUGACGACCACAGUGAAGGGGAUGCUGGAGAACUUCCUCCACAUGGUCGCUCAGUUCGGCAUGGUACCUAACGGGGGGCGGGUGUACUAUACCAGACGCAGCCAACCCCCAUACCUCAUACCUAUGAUCAAGGAAUAUGUCGACUACACCAAUGACACCCAGUUUGUCAGGGACAACAUCGGGCUGAUGGAAAAAGAGUUCAACUUUUGGUUCAACAACCGCACCACGGAGAUAAAGUUGAACGGUUCACUCAACUCCUAUAAGGUUGCCCUCUACAACUCCCAGGUCGACGAACCAAGACCUGAGUCUUACAGGGAAGACUACGAAAUGGCUCAACAGUUACCAGAGCAACAGCGCACGCAGCUCUACGUGGAGUUCAAAUCCGGCGCGGAGAGCGGCUGGGACUACAGCAGCCGAUGGUAUAACAGCAACGGAACUAACAGAGGUACCCUGAAGAACCUACAAGUGACGUCAAUAGCGCCUGUAGACCUGAACAGCCUGCUGUGCUACAACGCUAAGAUCCUCGCUGGAUAUCACAAGCUGCUCGGCAACCUGGCCAAGGCUGUGCACUACGAAAACAUCCAUGAGAAUAUUGUAAGGACGAUCGAGGAGGUUUUCUGGGAUGAGGAGGACGGUAUUUGGUAUGACUUCGACAUCAAGGCUAUGAAACGUCGCAGGUUCUUCUACUUGUCCAACGUUCACCCUCUCUGGUCGGGAAGUUAUAACGCCUCUAACGCCGCUACCGUCACGGCGCGUGUCAUCUCCUACCUGAAGAGUCAGAAAGUUCUUGACUAUAUUGGGAUGAAGUACAACGUGAAUCUGGUUGGCGCUCCUGGAGGGGGUGGGGAAUACGACGUCCAACUUGGCUUCGGAUGGACCAACGGCGUGGCCCUCCGGUUCUUGAAUGACUUCGGCGACCGACUAACGUCCCCACCGGACGAUGGAGUUGAUACUUCCGGAGCUCCGGCCGUUGAUACAAGGUCUUCUUGGGGGAUUGCGGUUUUGGUUUCAACGUUCAUCAACGCACGUCUGUUUCGUUGAUGUAGUCAUGGUCUUGUCGCAUAUCGUCAUGACGGAUCGCAUUAGAUGUUUUGGAUAGAUGUUUAUUAAUGCAGGUCUGUUACGUUUAUGUCUUUAAGACAUUAAGAUCUUAAGACCUUAAGACGGUUAAGUCACGGUUUAGUCGGAUGUCGUCAUGACGGAUCACAUUAGAUUUUUUGGGAUAGACGUUCAUUAUGCACGUCUGUUUCGUCGAUUAAGAAACGGUCAUGGUGCACGUUGUCCCGAAGGGAUCGCAUUGACAGUUUUACUUUUGACUUUCAUCAACCCUCUUUUGUUCCGUUGAUGUGAUAGAUUUUGUCUGCAGGAGGUUAUUUUGCUUCCUUGGUUUGCAGUGUUUCAAUGGAUGGAGGUCUGUUCCGUUGCCGAGAAAGAGAGGGGUGUUGUAAUUGCAACGUUUAUCCAACUUUUCAUGUAGGUUUUAUUUGUCUUAUGCACUUGCCUACAAUCACAACUUAAAUCUUCGUGAUCGACGGAGUUGUUUUUAUUAUUUAGCCGAUUUAUUGCGUAUCGAAGGGGGCCAUCUUCUUCUUUUAAACUAAUGAUGGUCUAUUUUUUUCUCCUAGAGAUGGUCAAUCUUUCU
Messenger RNA from Hyalella azteca, 2425 nucleotides. Its product is annotated as trehalase-like. Lineage: Eukaryota; Metazoa; Arthropoda; Malacostraca; Amphipoda; Hyalellidae. The coding region runs from base 67 to 1824 and encodes 585 amino acids. Gene Ontology annotation, molecular function: alpha,alpha-trehalase activity. The transcript has 11 exons. The record is from RefSeq and is a predicted model, not a curated record. Gene Ontology annotation, biological process: trehalose catabolic process.